AUGUGGUCUGGCACAAAGACAAUUGCUUACGAGGUCAACCACUGCUGGAUCUCUCCGCUUCGCCGAGGGCCGGCGGAGGUUGCGGACGCAGAAUGCGAGGUGGAGCGGGCGAGGGCUGCCGCCGUGGCUGCGGCGAGUUCGGCAGCUGCGGCGGCAGAGGCGGCGGUUGCGGCGGCCACGGAGCGGCGGAGGGCCGUGGUGGUCGCUGCAGCGUCACGAAGCGGGGGCCACAGCACUAGCUUGUGGCGCCGGAGCCGGCGUCCCAGCCUCACCGCAGAAGCUGCCUCCUCCUCGGGAGUGAGUGCGGCGGCAGUGGUGUCGGAGAUCCACGCCAACGCCGCGGCGGCGGCAGCCAACCUCGAGUCUCACGACGUCAAGCGCACGGCCGUGCCUGUCCGCCUCGCCGACGAUGUGGGCGUCCGGCCUGUUGACCUCGCCGCCGCCCGCUUCGCCGGCAGAGCAGAGGUGCUCCCGCCGCUGCCGUCCGGCCUGCUGCUCGCGCUCCUCCUCCUCGCUGUGUCGACGCUGGGCCCGGCCCUCGUCGAGAUCUGGUCGCGACUCCACCGGCGCAGAGGCCGUCUUCGCGCAGAGGGCAUCGGAGGGGAGAGAGGCGAGGCUGGCGGCGGCGAGGCUGGCGGCGGCGAGGCUGGCGGCGGCGAGGCUGGCGGCGGCGAGGGCGCAAACCGGCCGGCUGAGGAGUGCAGCGGGGAGGAGGAGGAGGAGGAGGAGUGGCUGCGUGCCGUGACCGCCUCUGCCGCCAAGCUGCCGACGAGGGCGGUGAGGGCGGCGGGCGGGCACGCGAGGUGGGAGCAAGGCUGGCGAGAGCAGCAGCGAGCGCUCGCCCUCGCGUCGCUCGGCCGUCUUUGCUCCGGCGCGGCGAGGCAGCGUGCGCUGCUGUGCUGGCGGAGCGCGGCGGCGGCGAUUGCCGCCGACGAGGCGCUCGCGGCGUCCGAAGACGAGCGCGCGAAGGCGCGAGAGAGGGGGUGGGAGGGGGCGAGGCUGCAGCCGCCGGAGGAGGAGGAGGCUGCUGCAGCCGCCGGGCGGAUCGGUGCUGCUGCAGCCUCCUCGGCGGCGGAUCGGUCGCUCGGCGUCAGCGACGCAUCCGUCGAGAUUGCAAUGCUGGCGGACCGCUUGGCCGAGGUCAACGACGCGCUCGCCCUCGAGGCGGAGCGCAAGCGGCGCGCCGAGGUCCUCGCUGCGACGAGCGCUGCGCUGCGGGGCCUGCACGGCGCGGCGGAGCACGGCGCGGCGGAGGAGGUCGCGGCGGAGGAGGUCGCCUCGCUCGGCCUGCCAAGGCGAGGGCCGUUGCCCGCGGCCCAGCGCCUCUGCGCGUGGACAGUCGAGACAGACUCGUAG
Molecule: messenger RNA, 1356 nt
Organism: Emiliania huxleyi CCMP1516
Lineage: Eukaryota; Haptophyta; Isochrysidales; Noelaerhabdaceae
Exons: 4
Coding region: 1-1356 (451 amino acids)
Source: RefSeq, a predicted model, not a curated record